Molecule: messenger RNA, 2079 nt
Organism: Salvelinus fontinalis (brook trout)
Lineage: Eukaryota; Metazoa; Chordata; Actinopteri; Salmoniformes; Salmonidae
Product: leucine-rich repeat-containing protein 43-like
Exons: 12
Coding region: 181-2079 (632 amino acids)
Molecular function (GO): protein binding
Source: RefSeq, a predicted model, not a curated record
GAAGGCUCCACAGCCAAAUGCAGCGAUUGUUAACAAGCAACAGGGCCUUGAAAAAACUCUACCAAAAACUCAAAAGUAAAUUAGUUUGAUCCUGUGGCUCUCACACCCUUUUAUGGGAUUGGCUUUCCCUUUAAUGGGUCUGUUAUUUUUUUCUUUAUCUACAACCUUAAUGCUUUAGGAAUGGGCUCUCGGACGCUUUCUUUGGCUGUGGAGGAGCAGCUUCGUAGCCUCUGUCUGAAGGACUUUCCAUGUGGGCAUGGCUGUUGGAGCAAAUCCAGAGGGAGUAUCUUUGAGGAACAUAGUUGGGGCUACAGCGAGCAGGACGAGGGGAGAGAAGGUGCAGCCAAGGAGGAGGAGGAGGCCCUUAUGGAGCACUUGAGCAGUCCACUGUCCCCAUGGCGACAUGAGGGGUCAUGGAGCCCCCAAGCCCCAACACUGAGAGAGCUGUCCGUGCGAACACCUGAACUUCUCCAUGGCAACUUCAUAUUCAGCCACUUCAACACUCUACGUAUUGUAGACAAGGGUGUCUCCAUAGUCGAUGAUGGCGUGCUCAGGUUCUCCAAUCUAAGAGAGUUAGUGCUGAGUGCCAACAAAAUUUCUGAACUACAAGCAGAGUACCUGCCCUGCACUUUACAAGUUUUGGAGCUCUACGCCAACCAGGUUUCUAGCCUUAAAGGUCUUAGCAGCCAGCCUCUACCCUGCCUUCAGCAUCUGGGUCUGGGCUGCAACAGGCUGGGUUCCCCCGCAGACAUCCAGUACCUCACUGGAACUCUAUGGCCACGACUGGUAUCUCUGGACCUGAGCUGGUCUGGCUUCCAAGGACAGCGUGCCCUAGUGGAUGCCCUGGCCACCCUGCCUUGCCUGAGGACCUUGGUGCUGGAGGGCAACCCCCUUACCCUCACCCCUUCCUACCCAGGCUUCAUCCUGGACAGCCUCCCGCGGCUGCUCUACCUGGACGCCACACGGGUUACACCGGAUGAUCACCAUCGCUUUGAAGGCCUGGCCAAGAUGAGAGACUGGAUAGUGGACCAGGCCAUGGCAACAGUGACGGUGCGAAGGAUCAGGGGUGUCCCGGACCCACUGCUGACUGUGGAUGAGAGUGCCCCUGAGUUCCCUGUGGUCAGCUUCAGCUACUUUGUCAACUAUGAGUUCCUCAGCCAACCACCCCCUGGCAAUAAGCAGGCUGGCAGUGACACUGCAUCCACAUCUGAUCCAAUGACACCCAUAGCGGAGAAGAUGGAUGGGGGCAUCGUUGGUAUCUAUCAGACACCAAAAGAGAGCUGUGAGGAGGAAACAACCAACACUCCAAUACCAGACACCCCAGCCAGGACAAUGGAGAGUUUGGAAACUAACCAUUGUUCCAUUGAUGUGAUAAUGAACAGCACACAUAAGCUGGCAUGGGCAGAGUCCAUGGACUAUGACCACACAAGUGUGCAUAGUUUUGGUGACCUGGGGUCCUUCAAGUUCUUUGUCCUUCGUGGGCUCUGGUUGACUGUGGAGGAGGAGAAGGUCCUCUCAUGGCCUGCCCCUUCAGAAGAACAGCCAAUAACCACAUCUACAACAGAAAAGAAAGGGGGGAAAGAGUGUGUGCGACCACCAAGCAACACUUGUUCCAAUCAAAAAUCAAAAGACAAGAAGAAGAAGAAAGACUCAAUAAUGGACCUGGUCCAGGACACUCCCAUCAGAAGAACCCUGGGCUCGAUCCAUGUGCCACUACAGGACCUGGUGUCUGGUGAUCAGAGAGUUGAUGCCCUGUGCAACCUUGGGGUGCUGCUCACAGAGCAAAGCACCAGGGCCAUGCCACCCCGAGAUAAGGACCCAAGUAAGAAAGCCAAACAUGACAAGAAGAAGGAGGACAAGAAAACUAAGUCAAGUGCUGACAGUGCAGGGGGGCAGAAGAAUGUUGCACCACCCUCUAAAAGUAAAGGAAAAGAAUGGAAGGAAAGCCAGGCAGAUUUCCGCAUAGACGACAACUCUGCUCCCAGUCCAAACCAGUUCGAGUCAAUGACUGUGGAGUUCACUGUACAUCUGGAUAAAUGGCAUUCAGCCUCAGAAGCUCAUCAUCUGGUUCACCCAUGA